Molecule: messenger RNA, 1490 nt
Organism: Cyprinus carpio (common carp)
Lineage: Eukaryota; Metazoa; Chordata; Actinopteri; Cypriniformes; Cyprinidae
Gene: hsd11b1la
Product: hydroxysteroid 11-beta dehydrogenase 1 like a
Cellular component (GO): intracellular membrane-bounded organelle
Molecular function (GO): oxidoreductase activity
Source: RefSeq, a predicted model, not a curated record
CACAUAUGAUCCGGUUUUGCUAGUUCAGUUAAUGCAGCUCCUGAUUUUGUACAGUUGGUCGGUUCAGCUGCAUACUUCUUUUUAAUCUUCCACAGCUUUGCUCAAAUGAAUCUUUAUGCCAAGUUACUGCUGCUGGGCAGCAUAUGCGUUGCUUUCAUCGCGGUUCGAUGGAGUGCUCCGUCAUUUAAUAAGGAGUCCUUGAAAGGUGCCAGGGUGCUGGUGACUGGUGCCAGUACUGGCAUCGGCGAGCAGUUGGCGUACCACUAUGCUCGUUUAGGAGCCCAACUCGUUAUCACAGCGAGGAGAGGAAAUGUCCUAGAGCAGGUUGUGAGUAAGUGCUUGGAAAUUGGGGCUCAAAGGGCCUUGUUUAUCCCUGCGGACAUGGCGAGCCCCUCCGAUGCUGAAAGCGUGGUGCAGUACGCCAUCGAAAAGCUUGGGGGUCUGGAUUACCUGGUUCUGAACCACAUUGGGCCCAGUCCAUACAGAAUGUGGGAUGGAGACGUGGAGCACACACGAUGGCUGCUAGAGGUGAAUUUUCUUAGUUAUGUACAGAUGACUCAGAAAGCUUUGCCUGCUCUUGAAAAGAGUAACGGAUCAAUAGUUGUUGUUUCCUCCCUGCUAGGAAAAAUGUGCGGCCCCUUUGCUUUGCCGUAUGCUGCAACAAAGUUUGCACUCAAUGGUUUCUUUGGAGGCCUUCAGCAUGAGCUAGCUAUGCAAAAAAGCAAUGUGUCCAUAACCAUCUGCAUACUCGGCCUGAUCGACACAGAUAGUGCCAUGGAGAAAAUCAAAGGUUACAUCAAUAUGACCGCCUACCCUGCACACGAAGCCGCCUGGCACAUUAUCGAAGCUGGAGCGUCUCGACAGCCUGAGACCUUCUACCCUUGGUACACCUUCUACGCCUGUCUCUUCAGGGAUUGGUUCCCCUACUUAAGGGAUCAGGCGAUUCAAAACUCCUACACAUAUAAUCCACAAGUUAAUAAGGAACCAGUUACUGGAAGCUGACAGUUUCAUCGAAAUCUUUGUGUGGAGCAAAGCAUUAGCCGUUAACGCAUGUGCUUUGACACACCAAGCCCAUGGUGCUCUUGAGGGAGAGGAGUUCUUCUCCCUGUUGUUAAAGACCAAAAAUAAAGCUUUAUAAUGAAAUAACAUUAAACCUGCUGAGAAAUAUUUUAUGAUUAAAGUGAUUUGUAGUACAUCAUCAAGAACAUAUUGCUGCUUUUAAGAUUAAGAGUUUAAACAUUGUGUAUUUUGUCUGUUCAUAAACUUUAUGCACAUUUUGGCAGAAGCUGUUUGCAAAGUCUGUUAAAAACCAUAUAUUUCAUGUAAUCAGGAUGUGAAAUGGAAGAUGCUUUGUCUGUGUAGACUAAACUACUUCACUAAUGUAAAGCACUCUGAACUUACCUCAUAUUUUCUUAUCAGUUACACACAUUAUCAAUGUGUCUGAGGCAAAUACCUUGUAUAGACUCAACAAUAAAGACGUUCCAAUAAAA